Molecule: messenger RNA, 2272 nt
Organism: Leguminivora glycinivorella
Lineage: Eukaryota; Metazoa; Arthropoda; Insecta; Lepidoptera; Tortricidae
Gene: CCHa2
Product: neuropeptide CCHamide-2
Exons: 6
Coding region: 660-1076 (138 amino acids)
Source: RefSeq, a predicted model, not a curated record
UUAGCAGAGGGCGGAAUUGCUCAUGGCAAAAAUCAAACGUCAAUAGAGUUGGAAUGUUAAAUUUUAUCGACAUAUUCAGCUAUCGAUAAAUUCAGUCACCUUUUAUAUUUCUGACUUUAACAUUAAUCUCUUUGAUUAGCUAGUCGACCAUUUGAUUUUGACCUCUUUGAUUAGAUUAAAAGUAAAUUGAAUGACAUUUAAUUACCAUUUCUGUCACUAGUCCUUUUGCAACUAAUUCACGUUUGAAAAAAAUGGUUAAUCCAAGACGAAAAACAGCCACCAAAUGCAUAAAGAAGUAUCCUUGUCUUACUUACGUCGAAAACAACUCAACAAUAUAUACUGAUAAUUUCAGUUUAAUCGAUAGUCGAUAAAAUUUUACGUUCCAACUCUAUUGACGUUUGAUUUUUGCCAUGAGUAAUUCCGCCCUCUGCUAAUUAGUUGUUUUUAGUCGUCUCGCCUAUUGUCACAAAUAGCAUUAAUGCUAGCGCCCUGUUAGGACAAAUUUGGAAAAAAAAUUAAAUGGAAAAGCCCACCAAAUGGGGGCAGCACCAGUCGUGCACGUAGCGAAUAAAGACAACAAUGGUUCUGAUAAGAACACUGUUGUGUGUAAUGAACACGCUCUCCUUACUGAUAUCUCUAUGGUGUAGUUCAAGGUAAAAAUGGCCCAGAUAACGAUCACCCUCACACUUCUCGCCGCGCUCCUAAUGUUGCAAGGUGUCAGCGCAAAACGUGGAUGUUCUGCGUUCGGUCACUCCUGCUUCGGCGGGCACGGCAAAAGAUCCGGGGACACCAACAAUAUAGACUCCUCUAAUCCAGAGCUGAUGAUGCAGCGACAGAUGGGUCAAGAAGAAACCCCGCCACACCCUGGCUACCCUCGUUCCGGGUUCAGUGGCCUGCUCCCUGCUGGUGAUGACAUCAUCCCUGUAAGAGAUGGAGGUAUCUACGACCCGGAGAACAGUGCCGCUGCCCGCGAGGUAAUGAAGUUUAAACUUCGGAACAUCGUGAAGCACUGGAUGGACAACUACAGGCGAGUGCAGCCGAACAAUGACGAGGGCUACUUCGCAGAGACAUUGUAAAUUAUGCAACUGUAACACUAUGUGCUAUUAUAGUACAGUCACGUAAAAGCUUGGUUUCCAUACUUGGUUCUGAACUACGAAUGAAAGCAAUACUAAUUUAAAUGAUUUCUAAAGUGCGUUUUUGCAAUAAGUGUAAUGAUUUAUUUUUUAAAUGAAUGAAAAAGUUAAGCUACCGAAGUGAAAACGAUUUAAAAUGGCUUCAAAAAAUCGUUUUAGGUUAGCUGAAGAUUAACUUAAACGAGUUGCUGAAAAUCUAAAACUGUGGAUGAAUGGAGCUAUUUAUUGCGUCCCUCGAUAUUUUUUGUAAAAGGUUCUUAAAAAACUUAUGAGCAAGUGACACUUGUAAAUCGUUCUUAAAAAGUAGGAAUAACUACACAUGUUUCAAACAAAUAAAAAAAAUCCACUGAACGCUAUGUUAACCAAGCUUUUUAACACUCAAAAUAUAACCAUGUGAAUGUCACUGGAACCUGAACUCUCUUCCGUAUAGUCUUAGGUAACAUAGUUGAACUGCAUUCUAUAGAAACUAUUUGUAAAAUAGUUCUUACAAAGUCAUGAACAAGAAUGUGUCUUUAAUCGAACAGCUGGUUAGAUUAAACACACUUAUAUCUUGUCGAUUUGAAAGAAUUAUCAUCCGAUGAUUUGAGGUAAAAACAGUCAAUUUAUUAAAAGGCGCUAAGAAAAUAUGUUUCUUUGACAGGUUUGUAUAAAACAAUGUAAUUAAUAUUACUGAUCUUCAAAGUUGAACGCAUGCUUCUGAAUGAUUUUUUUUUCUGAUGGCGCCUACUAGGUCGAACUUAAUGUACCCUAACUUUAAUAUUAUUGGCCUAACUUUCUUAAAAAUAAUAAUUUGAUCACAUUACCUACCCCUAUUCUAAUUACCUACAUAAAACCUCCGUUAAUUUAUUUAAGAUUCUAGUUUAAAUAUAUUGGAAGAACUGUGACUAGCUAAAAGAAAAUCGAGAAGGAUUUAUAUCUAUCAAUAAAAUAAAACUAUAACCGGUAGAACCGAUGUAGACAUAUUUCUAAUUAUGAACGAAAUUCGUUUCAGCUUGAAUAUUGUCUUUAAUCAGAAAAUUGUUUAAAUCCUAUCCUAAAUAAAGUCGCCGUCAAUAGAACUUGUGAACAAUGUAAACAAACCUUGUAGUCAAAAUGUAUUUAAUUUGCAUUCUAACUCAUCAGGUACUGGCUAAAUCCAU